GCAGGAUAGAAAAGGAUCGAUUUUAAGCGUAUUCAUGGGAUUAUUGAUGACUAUUAAUGACUAACGGAUGACUACGGAUGACACGUGUCCAGCCUUUUCUGACUAGCUCGUAGAUAAACAAAAUUAGCUAAAUCAAUUCUAAAAUUACACUAAUAACCUUCGCAUAAUUGGAAAAGCGCUUCAAUUCGAGUAUAAAAAGCCUGCAGGUGAGCAUGCGCUUAAAAUAAAGAUACGCCUAUAAUCGAGUAAGCGCUAAUAAUCCAGUUUCUACGGUAGAAAGUGAGCAAACUAGGCAUGCAGGCUACCUUAACUAGGUCUAUAUCUUGCUACUAUCUAUUAUCAUAAUGCUAUACACUUAUCAUUAGUACAGCAUUUAAAUUCAUAAUUAUUAUAAAACAUGUCAUAAUUGAUCAUGCAUGCAAGAACAGAAGUCUCCAUUCUCUCAGCAUGAUCAGACAAGGUAACAGCUUAAUUGCCCAAAGAGUCCUUCCAGAUGGGUAUCACCAGCUAUAUAUAUAGACUGUAGCUCAUAUAGAGCUAUAGAGAUAAACAAAUUUAGCCAAUCAAUUCAAAAAUUUCUUCGCAUAAUUGGAAAAGCGCUUCAAUAAAGUACAAAAAACCUGCAGUUGAGCAUGCGCUUAAAACUAAGAUACGCUUAUAAUCGAGUAAGGGCUAAUAAUCCAGUUUCUACGGUAUAUAGCAGCCUUUCUGCAGCAUGCGGCUUAUAUAGAUGUGCAUGGCUCUCUUAUGAGGGAAUGUGUUUCCUUGAGAUGGUGGCUUAUAGAUGUGCAUGGCUCUCUUAUGAGGGAGUGUGCAUGUUUCCUUGAGAUGGUGGCUUUUAGAUGUGCAUGCCUCUCUUAUGAGGGAGUGUGUUUCCUUGUGAUGGUGGCUUAUAGAUGUGCAUGGCUCUCUUAUGAGGGAGUGUGUUUCCUUGUGAUGGUGGCUUCUAGAUGUGCAUUGCCUCUCUUAUAUGAGGGAGUGUGUUUCCUUGUGAUGGUGGCUUCUAGAUAUGCAUGGCUGGGAACAACCUUCCUAACCAACUCAUGCACUUGUAUAGGCCUUUAGAAGAUCAAUCAAAUUCUUGGUGUUUACAUUUUAAAGUGUUAAUAAUUGUUGGUUAUCAUGUGGGGGGGGGGAGGUGCAGCACACGUGAACUUCUUUCCUUGUUCCUCUGCAGUCACAAAGGCUGUUGAUAUUAUUAUAGGUGUCUUAAGAUUUCCCACACAGGGAGAUUCCUUUUUAUUCAUGGCCGUGUAUAAAAGCAGUUGCAGAAAGUCUAGCAUCAUACUCACUGAAUCGAUCAACUGCCUCUUCAAGAAGCUCCAAACUCACCGACUCUAUAAGAAGACAUGAAGGCUCUCAUCAUUAUGACUGUGUUUGCCAUGGCAACCUCUGCCAUUGCAGUCCCCCUCUCCCGACAAGCCAAAGCUCAAGCUCUCCUCGCCGCCAUUCAGGACAAUGCUGAAAUGGAAGGAUUGCUGAGUUAUAUUGGAAACGCUAUUGCCAAGCACGGUCCUGGUCUUCUGAAGAAAGGUAUAAAAGCUGCUGGUGAUGCGGGUAUAUGGAAUGAAGAACUCGACAGAGAGUCUGCUGUCGUGCAAGAGGAAGCUGAAAUGGACAAUGCUGAAAUGGAAGGAUUGCUGAGUUAUAUUGGAAACGCUAUUGCCAAGCACGGUCCUGGUCUUCUGAAGAAAGGUAUAAAAGCUGCUGGUGAUGCGGGUAUAUGGAAUGAAGAACUCGACAGAGAGUCUGUUGUCGUGCAAGAGGAAGCUGAAAUGGACAAUGCUGAAAUGGAAGGAUUGCUGAGUUAUAUUAUUGCCAAGCACGGUCCUGGUCUUCUGAAGAAAGGUAUAAAAGCUGCUGGUGAUGCGGGUAUAUGGAAUGAAGAACUCGACAGAGAGUCUGCUGUCGUGCAAGAGGAAGCUGAAAUGGACAAUGCUGAAAUGGAAGGAUUGCUGAGUUAUAUUGGAAACGCUAUUGCCAAGCACGGUCCUGGUCUUCUGAAGAAAGGUAUAAAAGCUGCUGGUGAUGCAGGUAUAUGGAAUGAAGAACUUGACAGAGAGUCUGCUGUCGUGCAAGAGGAAGCUGAAAUGGACAAUGCUGAAAUGGAAGGAUUGCUGAGUUUUAUUGGAAACGCUAUUGCUAAGCACGGUCCUGGUCUUCUGAAGAAAGGUAUAAAAGCUGCUGGUGAUGCAGGUAUAUGGAAUGAAGAACUUGACAGAGAGUCUGCUGUCGUGCAAGAGGAAGCUGAAAUGGACGAUGCUGAAAUGGAAGGAUUGCUACUCGAUGAAGGAAAUGUUAGAGUGCAAGGGCCGCGAUCGAAAAGCGCUCCUUCUCAUAUUGUCAAGGAACCUGACCAAGGUUUCCAAACCCAAAUGCUACCACGAAUGAAAAAAGGAGGAGUAUUGAAACCAUAUCUUUUUGGUAAACGGGUCCUUCCACGAAUGAAGAACGGAGGAGCAUUGAAACCAUAUCUUGGUAACCGAAACAUCUUGCCAAAAUGGAUGAAAGAGGCUCUUGAUGUUUAAAAAAAUUCUCCUGCCGCCUUGGAAGGACAAGAACUAAUGAGUAACAUUGUUUCUAUUAGUGCAUGCAUGCAUGUACGUAUAAUUAUUAUUAUGUAUUAUAUAUAGACUCUAAAAAUGUACAGUAUAUAAAAUAAAUUAUAAUUUGUUUGAUUGAUCUGAAAUUAGAUUCAUUUCAUGCAUUAAGUAUAUAACUCAGUGGAUCUA
Molecule: messenger RNA, 2732 nt
Organism: Halichondria panicea
Lineage: Eukaryota; Metazoa; Porifera; Demospongiae; Suberitida; Halichondriidae
Exons: 1
Coding region: 1350-2528 (392 amino acids)
Source: RefSeq, a predicted model, not a curated record